ACCGUCAACGGAGUCGACGGCUCCGAUUACGUUCUCUUCUCGCAUCCGAUUUUCGAUUUAUCGGCUGUCUCGAGCGACAAGAUUUCGGGCUGGCGUUUGCUCGCGUUUGUCAGUUACUUUUAUAUAGAUCUCCACUGUCCCUUUGACUUAUCUAGAGCAUAAACGCUCAAAUCUCAGCCUGGAGUUUUUUUCUGUAUCUUUUGUUUGAAGGAACAUCUGUGAAAGAAAGGAUAUUCACAAGCUUUCAGACUCAAUUGUCCAUAAAAUUUCUAAUCUCGAGGAUUACAUAUGCCUAAUGUACGUACUUUAGAUAAAAUUUUUCUGAGAGAUUUUAAAGUUUUCUUUUAUUGCAUCUUAAGUAUCUUCUCUGCUCCUUUGUCUUUUAUGCUAUUAAUUUAGAAUGUCACGCUUUUGUUGUAUUGAUUAAGAAGAAAUGAUAUCGAAGAAAUGGAUAGACCGCUUGGAUUUCUUCGCCGAUGACGUUAUCAUUGCGUGGCGUGCUUAAUCCUUAAUCACAGAGUUACCUGAGUUAUACCAUGAAAUAAUUAAUUAAAGAUAACACUUCAUAAAUCGAUGAACUGCUUGCAGUAAUACAAAAUUAAAAAAGCAAGAUCAUUACAAUAACAUUGAAUAGCAGCCAAUGAUCUCAAAUUAAAUCUCCAAAAAAACUGAAAUGCUCUGUCAAAUAUCAUAUUAUUUGUAUAUAAGAUUCUCUCUAUGUAGGUAGUUGAAAUUUAUAUGUGAUAAACGUGGUGGAAUCUGUCAAUCCGUCGGUCGGGAAUAUUGUUUACGACAACGAGCACGGGUUCUCUCAUUGAGAGUGACGCCAGCGGACAGCUGAUACGAAGGCCACGCAUGUUAUGCAUCCAAGAGGAGUUGGCUCAGCUAAAUGAAAUCGCAGGAAAUCCCGAAAAGCUAAUCACGGAAUUGCAGGAGGUUCAAAAUCAAUUGCCCAAUAGCAACCAACCUAAUUCUGCAAGUAACUCCAGUGAUACUGCGAUAAAAUGCCCUCUCGGAUCGGAAAGCAUCGAUUCUCGAUCGAGUUGGGUCGACGGCAUACUAGGAUGUAUGCGUCCUGUUUGGACUAUGUUAUCGAAGGCUGCUAUUAACGAAAAAAUUAAGAUUCUCUCAAGUAAGUCAUCAGAUGAUUGGGAGAUAGAUUUUAAUGACAUCAGCGAGAUGCAGUGGCUCGCAUCCGGGGCUCAAGGUGCAGUAUUUAGAGGAAAGUUAAAUAACGAAGUUGUGGCUGUAAAAAAGGUGAAAGAUCCAAAAGAGACUGACAUACGCCAUUUACGAAAGCUCAAUCAUCCGAACAUCGUACAAUUCAAAGGAGUUUGUUCACAACCCCCUUGCUUUUGCAUAAUAAUGGAGUUGUGUCCGUUUGGACCAUUGUACGACCUUCUGAGAGCUGGAGAACCGGUUCCUCCCGCCAGAUUGGUGUCAUGGUCAAAACAAAUUGCUGCAGGAAUGGGUUAUCUCCAUGCCCACAAAAUCAUACACAGAGAUCUGAAAAGUCCAAACGUUCUAAUCGGGCAAAGGGAAGUGGUGAAGAUUAGCGAUUUUGGCACGAGUAGACAGUGGAAUGAAGUUAGUACGAAGAUGACUUUCGCCGGCACGGUAGCAUGGAUGGCGCCGGAGGUGAUCAGGAAUGAACCAUGCUCGGAAAAGGUGGACAUAUGGUCGUACGGUGUUGUAUUGUGGGAAUUACUGAGCGGUGAGAUACCUUACAAGGACGUCGAUUCCUCUGCUGUAAUGUGGGGAGUUGGCAGCAAUUCUCUUCAUUUACCGAUACCCACUAGUUGCCCCGAAGGUUACGGAUUACUAGUCAAGCAAUGUUGGGCAGCUAAACCACGUAACAGGCCCUCCUUCAAGCUUAUCGAAAUGCACCUUGCCAUUGCAGCUGUUGAUGUACUUUCUACGGAACCUGAUGAUUACUUUAAGGCACAGUUCUCUCUGUUGCAGCAAACUUGGAAGAGGGAAAUACAGGAACGCAUGCAAAAGAUACCACUAUUUACUAACACCAAUCCAGAAGACCUAAUCCGACGGAGGAAGGAUGAAUUACGGCAGGCUCAAGAUGUCAGAGAACACUAUGAGCGUAAGCUCGAGCGCACGAACAAUUUAUACUUGGAAUUAAACGCUAUUCUACUGCAAUUAGAGCUACGCGAACGAGAUGUGAUAAAGAGAGAACAACAAUCAACGGGCUAUAAACAGUACAAGAAACGCCUUGUCCGUCCUUUAUUGAAGGCUCAGGAGAGACUGUAUCGGAGACGGAAUGGUACAAUGCAGUUUUCCACUUCUUCUACGCCCACUACUCCACCGUCACCCACGGAUUCACCGCAAAGCCCUGUCAAAGUCACCAUGUAUACGCAAUUGAAUGAAUCCAAUCAACCGGAAACUAUUUUAGCACCGAACAAUAGUUUCAAGCAGCGCAAAUACAGGCAUCAUAGAGUCGGUUCGGGUUGUGGCCUGAGUUCCAGUCCUAGAUCAAGUCCUCAUCGUGAAAGAAAGAGCAUAGAGAUAUCUGGAAAAUUCGUGGAUAGUCACACGCAAACAGAUAUUAUGGGCAUCAGCGAAACGGACCACAUCCCGAAUAUAAUGUCUUCGCAUGAAAACAUUUCUUUGAACGCUACUAGCAGACACUCAUUCAGUAAACAAGUCAUCGAAUGUUUAAAUGGAAAUCCAAUUUUGUCUAACACGCACUAUCCGAUGCAGACUAGUUCGUGCUCUAGUCCUGAGCCCAUGAAUGAACAUAACACGAACGGGAAUGAACGUUUAAAGGAUUGUAGCGAUGAUGACAAUCUUGAGACUCUCGGCAGAAAAGUCAGUGAGAUUAUGAAUGCGAAUCGUCUUAUCGUAUCUUCCAUGGAUAAUGGAAAUGGCGAUAUCAUAAUAUCCCACAGUAGAAACAAAGAAGACUCAAGUAAGUUGUCUGGACAUUAUGUGGAGCAAUCCGACAUUGAAGUACGAAUUUCUUCGGACAAUACAGAUGAUCGCGAAGAUGAUGCUUGUGAGGAAAGCUGGUCAGAUGAAGAGGGAGAGGAUCCAAACUAUACUUACAAUUGUUCCUUGAGACGAAGAAGUAUCGCAAGAAAGCCAAUCGGUCCCGGCUGCAGAUUACGAAGAUCCAAACCAGCAGCAUCUGGGAGAAUACAAGGGGUCUUAGCUUCUGAUGAGGAAAAUACAUCUGAAUAUUCGCAUCCUCCGUCCAGUCAGACCUCCACCUUAGAGAGCAAUCCAGAUGUUCAAAGGAUUCUUCGUAAUAUACAAUGCCAAAAGAGAAAGGAAAUAGAUGAUGCUUCUGACACAUCGAGUCAAUCGGAAACGGAUGAAGUCAGUGAGGUUACAAUCGCAUCUCAACCAGUGAGCGGAGCGAUGAAGAUAGAGAGCCGAGUAUAAAUUACUUAUUAGUAUAAUUUUUAUAUUUGAUUUAUGAACGAUUUGUAGGAUAGAGUUACUGCCUAAGUGAAAUUCGGUGAUUACAGCAUCUUUCAUUCUGCAACUUACAUUGAAUAUUGUAGAUAUUUAUCGAUUCAUAUACAUGUAUACACAUUCAUAUAUACACAUACAUAACGAUAUAUAUAUGCAGUUACAUAUAUAUAUAUACUUAUUUAUGUAUAUAUACACAUAUGCAACCAUAUACAUCAUAUAUAUACACACACACAUAUAUACAUACAUACAUAUAUAUAUUAAAAAGAUGUAGUAUUAUUUAGAAAACAUAAGCAAAUAAUUGGAAAUUCGAGACUUGACGUCUUAAUUGAAUAUUGAAGCCAAUCAGAUUUCAAAAUCACUUAUAUAAGUUAGUGAAAAACUAUGUUAAUAUUGCUCAAGUUUAUUUGAGUUACACACAAGUUUUUUUUAAAGCCGCAUGAGAUCGUGAAUUUAGAUCUAUACAUAGUAUAAUUUUCGUCCAACAAAUCUAAAUACUGCUUCGAAGGAUUUUAUUUGCAAAUGCAGCGAUUAUAUUAGUAUUAUUCAGAAUCACUGUGUCCACCGAGCUUUAUCUACGUCGUAGCAUUCGUUAGAUUUACUAUUGGAGAAUGUUAUAUACAUGACGUGUCCGGUGUGCUUCACGUGAGAAAUCGUCUAUUUAUUUAUUUUUCAUGGCAUCUCAUAUUUUGCGUUGAUAGUUCCUGAAUAAGCGUAUGUACGUCACUUACAAGUCACAAAUUUAAUUUCAAGCAUACCCAUUGCCGUAGAAAUUAGUUUUCUACACAUAUUUGGAGACAGACAGCAGAUUCUCAAGUUCAAAUAUUUCCCUACUUAUGUACGUUUAUGUCUGAUGAGACAGAAAGGCAAUUAUAAGUAAUCACAAUUGUGAAAGCAUCCAGCUAAUGAUAUUAUGUAUAUAUACAUACAAUUUAAACGCAGAAUACAUGCGUUUGCUUGAAACGAAAAGAAAAAAAAAAAAAGAGCAAAUAAAUUACUUGUCAAAAACGGGA
This is a messenger RNA of Linepithema humile (Argentine ant), 4439 nucleotides long. The record is from RefSeq and is a predicted model, not a curated record. Lineage: Eukaryota; Metazoa; Arthropoda; Insecta; Hymenoptera; Formicidae.